Molecule: messenger RNA, 1937 nt
Organism: Tarenaya hassleriana
Lineage: Eukaryota; Viridiplantae; Streptophyta; Magnoliopsida; Brassicales; Cleomaceae
Product: eukaryotic peptide chain release factor subunit 1-1
Exons: 3
Coding region: 125-1417 (430 amino acids)
Biological process (GO): cytoplasmic translational termination
Cellular component (GO): translation release factor complex; cytosol
Molecular function (GO): translation release factor activity, codon specific; sequence-specific mRNA binding
Source: RefSeq, a predicted model, not a curated record
AGGAAUAUAUAAAUAUCUCAAAAAUCCUUCCUCUGUCGAGGCUUGGGUGCUGUGCUAAUAGAAUUUUCCGUUUCCUUCACGCGGUUUCAUCUUUCAGUUUCAUUUCUUUUGUACCAUCAGCAUCAUGGCCGACAACGAUAAGAACAUCGAGAUAUGGAAAAUUAAGAAGCUCAUCAAAGCUCUUGAAACUGCUCGGGGAAAUGGCACCAGCAUGAUCUCCCUUAUCAUGCCUCCUCGUGAUCAGGUUGCCCGUGUUACCAAGAUGUUGGGUGAUGAAUAUGGAACUGCUUCAAACAUCAAGAGCAGGGUCAACCGUCAAUCUGUUUUGGGGGCCAUAACUUCUGCCCAGCAGAGGCUGAAGCUUUACAAUAAGGUCCCUCCCAAUGGGCUCGUGCUCUACACUGGUACCGUUGUCAACGAAGAGGGCAAGGAAAAGAAGGUCACUAUCGACUUUGAGCCUUUCAGGCCUAUUAAUGCAUCGCUCUACCUGUGUGACAACAAGUUCCACACUGAAGCUCUGAAUGAACUCCUGGAAUCUGAUGAGAAGUUUGGAUUUAUUGUGAUGGAUGGGAAUGGAACCCUCUUUGGAACUCUCAGCGGAAAUACCCGAGAGGUGCUUCACAAGUUCUCUGUUGAUCUCCCUAAGAAACACGGGAGAGGAGGGCAGUCGGCCCUACGGUUUGCCCGUCUUCGUAUGGAGAAGCGUCACAACUAUGUGAGGAAGACCGCUGAACUUGCCACACAGUAUUUCAUUAAUCCAGCUACAAGCCAGCCUAAUGUGGCUGGGCUGAUACUUGCUGGGUCAGCAGAUUUCAAGACUGAACUGAGCCAGUCGGAUAUGUUUGAUCCCCGUCUCCAGGUGAAGAUUCUUAAUGUUGUUGAUGUUUCGUAUGGAGGAGAAAAUGGUUUCAAUCAGGCUAUCGAGCUAUCUUCUGAAAUCCUGGCUAAUGUGAAGUUCAUUCAAGAGAAGCGUUUGAUAGGAAAGUACUUUGAGGAGAUAAGCCAGGACACUGGGAAGUAUGUCUUUGGUGUGGAUGACACACUGAAGGCUUUGGAGUCGGGAGCUGUCGAGACACUGAUUGUGUGGGAGAAUCUGGACAUCAACCGAUACGUGAUGAAAGACAAUGCGACGGGUGAAACUCUGAUCAAAUUUCUGAACAAGGAGCAGGAGGCCAAUAUGGAUAACUUCAAAGCAGACAACAACGACUUGGAUGUGGAGGACAAGAUGCCUCUCCUGGAGUGGCUUGCUAACGAAUACCGACAAUAUGGAUGUAGUCUAGAGUUUGUUACCAACAAGUCGCAAGAAGGGUCUCAGUUUUGCAGAGGCUUUGGAGGGAUUGGAGGAAUUCUCCGUUACCAGCUUGACUUGAGCAACUUUGACGAGGACGACGGAGAAAUUUACGAUGACUCUGAAUAGCAAUCAAUCAACCCUUCCUCGUCGCUGGUACAGGACGAUGGGGCCUCAAGCCUGAACCAGCCUGCGUGGGCUCUCGGGUCAUGCAGAAUAUGAGAUGAAAAUUAUGUACCCUCACUUUUCCAGUUAUUAUGCGUAAGGUGGAGAAUCAAAAGAAACGGAGAGGUGUGGAACAAUACAGCUUUAGAGGGCGAAUAACUUUUGGACGCAGCUAUCUGCUUCUGCCUCUGUUUGUCACAAGUCGGCCGGUGAUGUUUCCGUUGUUUCCCGCGACACGGAACAAUUGAAAACAUGUCUUUUUCGGUUAUUUUAUGUUUCAGACGACUCAUUUAGUUUGCCAUUUGGGGUACUUAUUUUUCUUUCUUGCACCAUUGGUUGUGUCUCUUUCUGCCCAAGGGAGACAACAUCUGAGUACUUUGGUUUGUCUAUGGUGUGUUGUGUGGUCGGUUUGCAGGGUUUAUGCUUACGAAUUGAAAGCUUGGACGACGUAUGUAUGUAUGUAUGUAUGCUAUGUUGUUCUGUU